Elephantulus edwardii (Cape elephant shrew) is the source of this 1146-nucleotide messenger RNA. RefSeq names its product ATP-binding cassette, sub-family A (ABC1), member 10 (gene ABCA10). NCBI's taxonomy places the organism in Eukaryota, Metazoa, Chordata, Mammalia, Macroscelidea, Macroscelididae. Gene Ontology annotation, cellular component: membrane; intracellular membrane-bounded organelle. Gene Ontology annotation, biological process: lipid transport; transmembrane transport. The record is from RefSeq and is a predicted model, not a curated record. Gene Ontology annotation, molecular function: ABC-type transporter activity; ATP hydrolysis activity; lipid carrier activity.
AUGACAGAGGAGCGUGAACCCCUAAGAAGUCAAACCUUCACAGGGGAGAACAUCUGGAGGAUCCGCGGCUGGGAGAGUGAGUGUUUGCAAGAAGAGAGAGAGCGAGCUUGCCGACAAACAGAAAUCAGCAUCUGUGACCCUGGCGCGUCUAGCCAGGUGGGAAAAGCAGGUGGAAGCUUGCCUGCGCCUAGAGCUGGGGCAGGCAGGCGGGAGGAGAGAGCUGACCACCAGGUGGCGCUGUGGGGCUGCAGCGAGCCGCAGGCUGGGGAAGCGGGAGCAGGAGGCCCGCUCUCCCACCAGGUGCUCACCCACCUGGACAGCAGCGCAGGUGCAGCAUCUCAGAGCAAAGAAGCAGAGAUGCGUCAGGACGCAGACCCAGCCAUUCAUCAUGGCGGGGAAAGCCGAGAGGAGCCAGAGGGCCCGGGAAAACAGGCGUUGAAUAGUGGGUUUUUAAAAUGUUAUUUUGUCUGUGGAAUCUCUCCAAGAAGUAGGGACGUCCAUCCGAAUCCAGCAGAGCCGGAAGAAGAGGAUGAAGAUGUCCAGGCUGAACGAGUGGGCACGGCAAAUGCAUUCUCUACUCUCAACUUGGAGGAGAAACCCAUCAUCAUAGCAAGCUGCUUAUAGAAAGAUUAUAAAGAAAGAAAGAAAAAUUGCUUUUGAACAAGUUAAAAGAACACAGCUAUUAGAAAUGUUUCCUUCUGUGUUAAAAAAGGUGAAGUCCUGGGACUGUUGGGACACAGUGGAGCCGGAAAAAGCAAAUGUAUUAAAAUGUUAACCGGGAUAAAAAAGCCAACAGCAGGGACGGUGGUUUUACCUGGCAGGAGAGCGUUGGGGAGGCCACAAGGUGAAAAUGACCUCAGGUUUCUGGGAUACUACCCUCAGGAGAAUGCCCUGUGGCCCAGCCUUACGAUAGAAGAACAUUUGGAGUUGUAUGCCGCUGUGAAAGGCCUAGCCAAGGAGAACACUGAAUUGGUGGAUGCGUUCAAGCUGCGGAACCAGCUAAAGAUGCCUGAGAAGACCUUAUCGGAGGGUUUAAAGAGGAAGGUGCGUAUGCUUCUGCUGAGCAUCCUGGGGGGCCCGGCGGUGAUGCUGCUGGACGAGCCGACCACGGGGAUGGACCCUGAAGGGCAGCAGCAGAUGUGGUGA